This is a messenger RNA of Sitophilus oryzae (rice weevil), 4434 nucleotides long. RefSeq names its product tripeptidyl-peptidase 2. The record is from RefSeq and is a predicted model, not a curated record. NCBI's taxonomy places the organism in Eukaryota, Metazoa, Arthropoda, Insecta, Coleoptera, Curculionidae. Gene Ontology annotation, biological process: proteolysis. The coding region runs from base 195 to 4016 and encodes 1273 amino acids. Gene Ontology annotation, molecular function: tripeptidyl-peptidase activity; serine-type endopeptidase activity. The transcript has 12 exons. Gene Ontology annotation, cellular component: cytosol.
AUUCUGAACAUCAUGAAUCAGCUGAUUUAAAUAACCAUAAUUGAGUAAGGUAAAUACACUUAUUCCUCAUUUUUUUCCUCUAAAUUAAUUAGGCUUUACAGAUCAUCGUACUAAUUUCCAUCAUUUAAAUCAUUUUGACGUUUAUUGCAAUCAGUGAGGUUACAAACACCUUAAUUCAUUCAUUGUUGCAGUGUAUGAUAAAAAAAAAUUGUGCAAUUAUUACAAAGAUGCAUGUCGAAGUGCCUGUAGACACUGAUUUUCCGGUAGGGGGUUUGCUACCAAAAAAAGAAACAGGAGCUAGUGCUUUUCUUUCAAAAUAUCCAACUUAUGAUGGCAGAGACAUUGUUAUUGCCAUUCUGGAUUCAGGAAUAGAUCCAGGUGUUCCUGGACUACAGAAAACUAGCACUGGGAAAGUUAAAGUUAUUGAACGGUUUGAUUGCAGUGGUUGUGGAGAUGUGAAUACAAGCACUGUUGUAAAACCAGAAGACGGAUACAUUACUGGUUUAACUGGUCGCCGAAUGAAGAUUCCAAAUGACUGGAAGAAUCCAAAUGGUACAUACAGAAUCGGAGUGAAAAAUGCUUUUGACUUGUAUCCGGAUAGACUGAAAGACAGGAUCAAGGCAGAAUAUAAAAAAAAGCAGUGGGAUGAAGGUCACAGGAAAACAGUCAGCGACCUUAACAGGAAAUUAGCAAAGUUUGAAUCUCAACAACAGAACAAUAAUAACCCAAAUGAGAAUGAAAAAUUUGAAAAGGAAGAUUUAGAGGCCAAAUUAGAUGUAUUAAAUAAUUUAGAUAAAAAAAAUUGUGAUUCAGGUCCGGUAUAUGAUUGUAUCUUAUUUCAUGAUGGAGAAAAAUGGCUAUGCUGUGUAAAUACAAGUGAUGACAAUGAUUUAUCCCAAUGUCCUUUGUUAGGUGAAUACAGCAUAACACAUGAAUAUCUACCAUUAACAAAGCAGGAUAGUUUAAAUUUUAGCAUAAAUGUUCAUGAAAAAGGAGAUGUUUUGGAGUUAGUAGGAGUUUGUUCAAGUCACGGCACCCAUGUAGCUUCUAUAGCAGCUGCAUAUUUUCCUGACUCUCCAGAACAAAAUGGUCUAGCUCCAGGAGCUCAAGUAAUAUCUUUAACCAUUGGAGAUGGACGAUUAGGUUCAAUGGAGACAGGGACUGCUCUAAUUCGUGCUAUGAUAAAAAUCAUAGAGCUCAAACAAAAAAUGAAUAUACAUGUUAUUAAUAUGAGCUAUGGAGAACAUGCUCAUUGGGUUGAUACAGGGCGUAUUGGAGAUUUGGUUAAUGAAAUAGUUAACAAAUAUGGAGUGAUAUGGGUUUCAUCGGCUGGCAACAGUGGUCCUGCUUUAGGGACUAUAAGUACUCCAUCUGACAUCAAUGAUGAACCCAUCAUCAGUGUUGGGGCCUAUGUAUCACCUGAAAUGAUGGUAGCUGAGUAUGCCAUGAGGCAAAAAUUACCAGGAGCUCCAUACACUUGGUCUUCACGUGGCCCUACACUAGAUGGUGGUGUGGGGGUUCAUUUAUGUGCCCCAGGAGGAGCUAUUACGUCAGUACCUAAUUUUACUCUUAGAUAUUCGCAACUAAUGAACGGCACGUCAAUGGCCGCACCUAACUGCGCUGGCGCUAUAGGUAUUUUACUCUCAGGACUCAUUCAACAAGGACUGCCAUAUUCCCCUUAUUUAGUUCGAAAAGCUCUAGAAAACACGGCAAGUUUUAUCGACGGCAUUGAAAUUCCAGCUCAAGGAGCUGGAUUGAUGCAAGUGGAGAAGGCUUUUGAUUUUUUGGUGUCUUAUCACGAUAUUCAAGAACGCGACGUAAGAUUUCAGUUACAAUGUGGCUCAUGUAACUCAAAAGGCAUUUAUCUCAGGACAAAAACUAAUACUAGCAAGCACACGUUUAAAGUCAGUGUAGAUCCACACUUUUUAAAUGAGGAUGAGGUCCUGCCAGAAACCAAGAUUAACUUUAAUAUGAAGCUUGUCUUGACUUGUAGCAGCAGUUUUGUUGAAUUUCCUAAGCACCUAGACCUAUCUAAUUUUACCAGAAUGUUUGCAGUCAAUAUUGACACCUCCUCACUGGAGGAGGGACUAUAUUGUAAUUUUAUUAAUGCAUAUGAUGUGAACUGCAUUGCUAAAGGCCCAGUUUUUAAAAUUCCUAUAACCGUGAUACAACCUAGAGAAAUAACAGAACCAAAAUUCACUGUAAAAUAUAAUAGUGUACCUUUCAAAUCGAACACCAUAAAAAGACACUACUAUGUGGUGCCCAAUAUGGCAACAUGGGCAGUAUUGAAGCUCACAUCUAAUGAAGACAGUGGGCGUUUUGUAAUUCACACUAUUCAGUCAUUACCUAGGCAACACUGUAAAGCAUUAGAAACUAAUAAAACCAUCGCCGUGACAUCAAAGACUGACUCUUACAUCAGCUUUCAAGUUAAAGGAGAUAGUGUGCUCGAACUUGUCAUAGCAAAAUAUUGGGCAAACAUUGGAGAAGCUGCUUUGGACUAUUCUAUAUCGUUUUAUGGAGUGAAACCAAAUCAACCUUCAAUUAACAUGCACGCAGCUGUUGGAAUACAUGCUAUUGAAGUACAAACGUUACAAGGAGAAGAAAUAUCUCCAUCAAUUACCCUCAAAAAUUCAGUACAAAUUCUUAAGCCGUUAGAAGGAAAAAUAGCCCCACUAAGAGCCCGAGAUGUUAUACCUCCAAACCGACAAAUAUAUGAACUAGUUUUGGUAUAUAAUUUCAGUAUUACCAAGGCCUGUGAAGUAUCACCCAAUUUAGCACUUCUUAGUGAUAUGUUAUAUGAAUCUGAAUAUGAAUCACAACUAUGGUUGUUAUUUGAUUGCAAUAAGCAGUUACUAGGUUGUGGAGAUGCUUAUCCUUCCAAAUACACCGUAAAACUAGAAAAGGGAGAAUAUGUUAUAAGACUUCAAGUCAGACAUGAUAGAAAAGACUACCUGGAAAAAAUUAAUGAAGCUCCCCUAUUAUUACAACAAAAACUUGCCAAUGCUAUUUCGAUGGACGUCUACCUCUCCUACUCACAAGCUCUUGUUGGUGGGAAAAAAGCUGGAGUAACACACAAUUCCAACCCUUAUACUGUCGUUCCUUUAUACAUUGCACCAUUGCCUUCCGAUAAGUUCCCGCUCAAAUCUAACAACACUGCUCAUUAUCUAACAGGUUACAUAACAUAUGCAAAAGACGAAUCAGGAAAAAAAGUAGAUACAUACCCAAUAAAAUAUUUCCUAACCGACAACAGCAGCCCUAAAAAAACUGCUUCAAAUGGAAACAGUUCUGGAGACAAAACUAAGGCGGAUGAGUACAAUGAAGCUGUCAGAGACUUACAAACUAGCUGGAUAGCUAAACUUGAUAAAGAAACCGCUGAAAAACUCUAUGAAGACUUGACAAAAACAUACCCUAAUCACCUCCCAAUCCAUUCAUCUUAUCUUCAACUAAUUGAUCCAUUGGAUAAGAGAAUUCUGCCAAAUAUUAAUAAGAAACCAAACACCUCUCUUGAAGACUUAAACAAAGUUGUCAGUACCUGCGAAAAAGUUAUAGAAAAUGUUAAUGAAGAGAGUAUAUUAGCUUACAUGGCCACAAAGACUGAUCUAAGAUCAGAUGCUGCAAAAUUCAAAGUUCAAAUGGAGCAACAAAAAAAUGUAUAUUUGGAAUGUUUAGCCAGGAAAGGUAUUGCUUUAUGCCGUAUUCACUUAUUAUCAGAAAAUGCUGAUGCACAACUACAAGACAUAGGAAAUGUGUGGAAAUCCCUUCUUAAAUUUAUUGAUCCUUCUGACGCCAAGGUCUUAACAUCCCAUGUAUUAUAUUUUGCUAUAUGGCAUUCGUUUGUAAAGCAACAGUAUGGUCGAUAUUUAAAAUACAUUUUGAAGCUUCAAGAAGACAAGCCAACUGAAGAUAUUGAAAGAAGAGUGAUUGAGGUUUGCCAAGAGCUCAAAUGGAAACAUCUUGUGAACUAUUUAGAGAGAAUGCUGCCUUCUAAAUAUCCUAAUGCUUACAGACCUUUUUAAUACUAUUAAGUAGAAAUAAAUAUUAAAUAUAUUAGACUUUUUGAUAAUAUUAAACUAAGGAAAAAACUUUUUAUUUUGUAUUUUAAAAAUUGAUAUAUGAUUUUUAUUUUAACUAUUUUACUUGUACUUGUAGGGAAUUAUUUUAAGUGUGACAAAUUUAGAGAAUACCGAUUUUUUUCUGUCGUCAGUAUUAAUUUAAAGUAUAUUCAUAGGCUAAUGAACUACUCUUUUUCUUUGUACACUAUAUAUUUUAAAAAACAAGAACUAGCUCAACAAUUAUUUGGUUUAGAAAGUACUUCUAAUUUUUAAAUAAUAAAAUCACACACGUCAAGAUAGACAAUGGUGUCAUUCCUAGUCAAUGAGUAUACUUAUUAGUUCAAUUAAAUUUAGACAGAAAUAUAUUUAUUUUUAUUUAUCA